Molecule: messenger RNA, 369 nt
Organism: Eruca vesicaria subsp. sativa (arugula)
Lineage: Eukaryota; Viridiplantae; Streptophyta; Magnoliopsida; Brassicales; Brassicaceae
Source: the annotation of a GenBank genome assembly
CAAAAGUUCAUAACUGUUUAUCAAUUCAAUACUACUAAAAAUGAAAUCGACCGUCGUGAUUUUUUUCAUUUACCUUCUCCUUGCUCUGCAUUGCUUCGUCGCUAUAGGAUCGGAAAACACGGAUUCGGAGGUGUACGAGAUCGAUUACAGGGGACCAGAGACACAUAACUCUAGACCUUCGCCAGAAACUUCGCACGGCAAGCCACCGUUCAUUCACCAUAAAACCUCCGCCACUGGAUCCGCCAGUGCUCAUGUUGGAGGGAAGAGUAAGAAUAAGAUGCAUGUUCUACCCUUUACUAAUUACUCGUAAAUACUACAGAGAUUAAUAAACUCUCUCUUACCAUUAUUAGACUAGAGACAGAUUUUUUC